CCUUGAAUCGCCAAAAUGCCAACGUGGAGUCCAACAGGGGUGCAAUCGCCCAUGAUCGAUCGUCUUUACGCCAAAUGCCUCACAACUAUAUAUUUGAAUAUCUUGGCGACAAGAUCUUCAAGUAAACAUGUAAACUUUGCAGUACAAUUUUUGACAGACAAAGUUGGUAAAGUGGACAGUGCAAACGUGUUUCAUUAUCAGUUGGAAUAUCCUACAGCGCUGGAAAUGUCGGCCACAGUACCACAAGACCUUAGAAAUGGCGUUCAUAACGAAGUCAGUAACUUAUCACUAAAUGAAACAUCAAAUGGAAACCGUUCAAAUAUUGUACCAGCAUUUCAACACAGAACUGGUACAUUCAAAGUCAAAGCUGGUUUGGCUCAGAUGGCUAAAGGUGGAAUAAUUAUGGAUGUCACUACAGCAGAAGAAGCAAGAAUAGCAGAGAAUGCUGGGGCUUGUGCUGUAAUGGCUUUGGAAAAGAUCCCAUCAGAUAUCCGCAGAGAUGGGGGCGUUGCACGUAUGACAGACCCUAAGUUAAUCAAAGAGAUUAUAAGUGCAGUAACUAUUCCCGUCAUGGCAAAGGCACGUAUUGGACACUUUGCAGAAGCACAAAUUCUUGAAUCUCUUGGUGUUGAUAUGGUCGAUGAGUCAGAAGUUCUUACAGCAGCUGAUGAUGCAAACCACAUCGACAAGCACAAUUUUAAAGUUCCUUUUGUUUGUGGAGCUAGAGACUUGGGUGAAGCUCUUAGAAGAAUAGCUGAAGGAGCUGCAAUGAUCAGGACUAAAGGACAAGCAGGAACAGGUGAUGUGUCAGAAGCAGUUCGCCAUGCUAGGGCAAUUCGUUCCCAAAUUCGUUAUGCUCAAGGUCUUGACACAGCAGAGUUGUACAACUAUGCUAAAGAAUUAAGAGUUCCAUUUGACUUGCUUCAGAGAACAGCAGAUCUAGGGCGUUUACCUGUGGUGAAUUUUGCAGCUGGAGGCUUAGCUACUCCUGCAGACGUUUCUCUUCUAAUGCAAAUUGGUGUGGAUGGCGUAUUUGUUGGYUCUGGUAUCUUUAGAAGCUCCAAUCCACCCAAACGAGCAUGGGCCAUGGCACAYGCUGUAACACACUACAAAAACCCAGCCAAACUUGCUGAGCUAAGUGAGGACUUAGGGGAAGCUAUGUUUGGACAGCCAGCAUCAAAAGUUGUCAGCUUUAAGUAAUAGGUUCUAGUUCUAGUGCCGCUAAUAGCAAUGGUAGAUUGUGGUGUUUUUUAUUUGAAUUUAUAAAUCUUAGAUGUACAUAAAUUGGUCUUAAUGAUAGCAAUUGCAUGCUUUUUCCGAUGCUUAUUAAUAAUAAUUAAUAAUUGAUAAUCAUUAAUAAUUAUCAACGUGAUUGUUGUGAUAGGGGUUGGUCAAAAKCCAAUACUGGUGUAGCAAAUUAAGUUAAAAUCAACAUUACAUUAUGAAACAUGCAAUGAGGAAUCAAUGCUACAACUAUCAUUCUCUGGCUGAAUUUCUGCAAAAUCAUCAUUUCAUUCCUCAAAGUGACAUGUUCCAGCAAUAAUAUUUAUUUUAUUUUAUUCACGAGAAAAAUGUAUUUAGUGUGUCAGGUUUAGGGGGAAUAUAGAAUGCUCAUUGGUAAAGAUCAGUAGAAAAGUAUUGUUUAAGUAAGUUCCAUGGAUUCUAUUCAAGUAUGGUGAUAUUAAAUAAUGCACAUUUA
Molecule: messenger RNA, 1699 nt
Organism: Exaiptasia diaphana
Lineage: Eukaryota; Metazoa; Cnidaria; Anthozoa; Actiniaria; Aiptasiidae
Product: pyridoxal 5'-phosphate synthase subunit SNZERR
Exons: 9
Coding region: 16-1200 (394 amino acids)
Biological process (GO): amino acid metabolic process; pyridoxine biosynthetic process; pyridoxal 5'-phosphate biosynthetic process
Molecular function (GO): amine-lyase activity
Source: RefSeq, a predicted model, not a curated record